AUGCCCGGAGACGGCGCGCUAGAGAUCAAGAACCCCCGGCGGAUCCUGGCCGUCUGCUUGGAGGAUGCCACCCAGCAUUUAACUCGGGUGGUCCAAGAACUCACAGGCUCCGCACCAGAAGCAGCAUCUACAACACUAGCAGGCUCAACCCACGACCUGAACCUCAAGACGGCGUACUACACCGCCGUGGUCCCAACCUGGAUCGACCUCAUCGCCUCCCCAGAGGAAUGGAGCGCCUCGUUCCUGUCCCCCGAGGCCCGCGAGGUCCUCACCGUCCUCGGCGGCCUGGUCCUCGUCUUCCCCCUCUCGGGCGCCCAGCCGACCAGGGACGUGAUCAAGCAGGUCGGCAGGGUCGUCAAGGAAGGCCUCGGGGGCUGGGAGUGGGAUGGCGUGGGGAUCGCCGUCGGCGUCGGCGAGGGCGAGACGGAGGAGUGGGAUGAGCUGUGCGCCGAGGCGGGGCUGGAGUUUGUCCAGGUGACGGGGUCGUCGCGGGAUCAGGGGCGCAACGAGUUUGGAGGCAAGUUUUACUUUUCUACAACCUGGCAUCCCUCUCCGUCAAACAUGGGGAUCACAUGGCUAACGAACACGGGGGACACAGAGAAGAUGGGAAUUGCAAGGAUCCUGGAAGCCCUCGAGGCCAAUGACUGGGAACAAGGCGCAGGGCCGCUCUCGGACUUUGGAGACUUCGAGGGAGGCGAUGGCGACGGGGGAGACGACGAGUUCGACCCCGAGAGCCUCGACUUUGGUUUCGACAGGGCGGAUUUCGAGGGCAUGCGCAUGGAUAUUCUUGGCGCUGGACGGGACAGCCAGGGCGGCGACGGGGAAGCGUCGAGGAUGGCUGAAGGGCUACGCGGCAACAAGAGCGAGGGUCCCGCAGCCGGGUCAGCGUCGGCACCAGCGGCUACGGAGAAGCCGGAAGGCGAAAAGAGCACGGAAGAGGGAGGGGACGACGAGGAAUUGAACGAUGAUGAUAUCGCCAAGUUGGAGAAGAUGAUGAGGAAACUACAGGCGGCAAAGGAGGCGGGUGAGGGGAUGAGCGAGGACCAGAGGAGACGGAUGGCAGCGAGGGCAGUGGAAGAGGUGAUGCGGGAGCUCUGA
Messenger RNA from Clonostachys byssicola, 1098 nucleotides. The record is from the annotation of a GenBank genome assembly. NCBI's taxonomy places the organism in Eukaryota, Fungi, Ascomycota, Sordariomycetes, Hypocreales, Bionectriaceae.